Molecule: messenger RNA, 1224 nt
Organism: Oncorhynchus keta (chum salmon)
Lineage: Eukaryota; Metazoa; Chordata; Actinopteri; Salmoniformes; Salmonidae
Gene: jarid2a
Product: jumonji, AT rich interactive domain 2a
Exons: 4
Coding region: 613-1209 (198 amino acids)
Source: RefSeq, a predicted model, not a curated record
AUUUUCACCCAGUCCCUAACGUGGUACUGUAUUCCUCGAGACUCACCGCUGGGGCAUAUUCCCCGGUCUGUCGCGGUAGGAAGACGCUGCAGAUAAACCCAUGCCGUUACCAUUACUAGCGGUGUGGGAGAGUUAACUCGUCGUCUGGCAGACACCGCUGAAACGUGUUUCUGGAUUUUGUUAAUUUUUUUUUUCGGGGGGGAAGCAUUUUUUUGUACCUUUUAACUCCGGUCUGUGAUAUUCUUCAACACGGAAUCUGCUGGGCCCUCAAAGCGUGUUUGAUUUGUGCCUCGAGGAUAUCCAGGAUACAUGCCCUUUUCAUUCGCAUAAUGGGAGAUUGUCCGGUUCGUUGUUAUGCAUACGUUAUAACGCAGUGAUUUUGGGGGUGUUUAAAUUUGUGUUUCUUGCCGUGGAUUGCAAAAUUGGAAUUUCUCUCCCAGACGACUCAGCGAAAAGGGAAGUAGAGACAGCGUGAGAGAGAGAGGGAGAGAUUGGGGAUAAAGACACUGCCACCUCGCUGGAUCACACCACGGGAUUUAAAUAAUUGCAUGUUCUAAAAAAGGAUAUACAUGUGGCUAUUCGGUGUUUAACCGAACCAAUCCGGUUUGCAGGAUGAGUAAAGACAGACCCAAAAGGAACAUCAUACAGAAGAAAUACGACGACAGUGACGGAAUCCCGUGGUUAGAGGAACGAGAGGUGAGGAAGGUGCUCUACCUUUCUCUGAAGGAGUUUAAGAACACCCAGAGGAACAAGGUGACAGAUGGCCUCGGCACAGGAAACAUCAACGGCUCUUUCCCACACAGCCACGGCUGCCGGUCAGGACCAGGGGCAGGGAUACUGCCAGUCAACGGUAAAGCUGAGUGCUCACGCUGCUCCUCUCAAAGCAACGAUGGCAGCAGCGAGUAUUCCGGGGACGAUCCAGUCAGAAAGAGACCACGGCUGCAGGCUCAGAGGAAGUUUGCCCAGUCUCAGCCCAGCUCCCCCAGUGCCACACCGAUCAAGCUGUCUGAGACCCUCUUGCCCCCCAGCCCCACCUCUCCCCUCAGCGACCUCACCAGACGCAAGCCCAAGACCGAGGACUUCCUCACCUUCCUCUGUUUACGAGGUGAGUGGCCUGCAACCUUUAGUUUUUAUGGAAAUUUGAUUUAUCCAGGAAGUUCCGUAGAGGUCAGAAUAGCUCUUUUACAAGGGAGACCUACCACAAUAUAAAGGGCUUCUGUGUCA